AUGGCGGAGAUGGUGGGCCUCGUCGCCGCCAUUGGCUCGAUCAUUGGCGCCGGCUACAAAAUCACCAAGGCGAUCUCCGCAGCCCGUGAGGAUAUCGGGGCCGCGGAGGCGAGCGUUCAGGCCAUUGCCACCGACAUGGCUUUCGUGACGAUGAUCUUGGGCCAGAUCAGGGACAGGCUCAAUUCCAUCCGAGUCGUCGAAGUUGAGACGCUCAAGAUCCUGGAAGGGAUACUACUCCAGUGCAAGACCGACAUCGACGCAAUUGAGAAGACACUCCUCCCGAUUAUCGCCAAUGUCAAGGCUGGAGGAUUCAAGAGCAAGAGACAGCGCAUACGCUUUCUAUUUGCGCGGUCCAAACUCUGUACCCAGCGGGCAACAUUGGGGUCGUUGAAAUUGACCCUGUCAUUGUUCAUCCACACCUUGCAGCUCUCAGAUGGCUAUGAUGUCGAAAUCCUGAAAGAUGAGAUCCUAGACGCCAUCUCCAAGUCCAAGGAGACCAAGACGAUCUUCCUUAAUGCAGAGAGAGUUGACCACGCCGUCGCCAAAGCCUGCGAGAUCCAUGACCGCACCUCCAUCCCGGAGAACAGCUCGGCCGGGACGGCAGCCCUGUCCAUAGAGGAUGCGGACCGCCCAGUACUCCCGGGUAGAGCGAUCACGCUGCCGGCGUUUCAAGCCGCGGAACCUGGAGCAGACAUGGUCGACCUCAACUCGGACCCGGCGAACUGGGAGCUUCAAUUGCGAAGCGCGUCCGAGUUCGAAGUAAUGCAAACCAUUUCGGAUGAUUCGUUCAUGAAAAUUGCGGAGCAUAUGCGGCUUCAGAAAUCUGUGGCGACGUUUGCGCUCGGGACGAUGGAACCCGGGCCGAGGCCAACGGAUAUCAGGAAGCCCAGCUUUGAGCUUAACGCGGAUCGUGACGAGGGCGUCUCUCUUCAGGAUGGGUACUCGGCUGAGAGCUCGCCUGCUGAAUCAAUUGCAAGGGCGGAUUCGGAGGAACGCCGAUCUAGUAUUCGGGAGGGAAAGCAGCCGGAAUACCCUUCCUUGUUUGAUGAGACCUCGGAUGAAGGGACCCCGGGUCCAUUGUUGAACCCUGGGAAACGCGUCCCGUCGCUGUCGACCGAGCGCCAAUCUGAAGCCGAGACUGUGGUUGAUACUGCUGGAUCAUGGCCACCGUCGAACGAACCUGCCCGCAAACAGGAUCUGCGACCUAGUGAAGAGGACGGGCAGUCAUAUGCUUUGGCGACGGACUCGGGUUCGACGCCACAAGCCGAUAGCACGCCCCAACGACAGCCAGAUACCGAUGUCUUAACUCCUGCAAAGAUUAAGAUGGGCAACCCGCAAACCACCCAGGCGAUGGUUGAAGAGAUAAAUCUACGACUCGGGAACCUUCGGGAGAAGCAGAAGCAGAAAAUUGACGAAUUGGCACAGAGAGCUGCUGCCGGCAUGGACCAGGAAGCGCUGCUCGAAAAGGCCCGUAAACAAACCGAAGAAACCAUACUUCGCGAAAUGGAGAGAAUAAACAAGGCGCAACCUACUGUGGAGGAAAGAAUGGCCAGGAUGCAGGCCGAGGCCGAAAUAGAGCGAAGGCACCAAGAGGAGUUGAUACGCGUUCGGGAAGAAGCAUGGGAGAAGGCCAGCGCCCAAUAUAAGCUGCGCCAAUAUCGGGGAAUCGAGGAACCGCAACGGGAUACAAGCGCCGCUAAAACAGUCAAGGGCAGCAAAAGAAAGAAGUUCCGCCAGUUGCUAGGACUGGGUCGUUCGUCCAAGAGAAGCGUUAUUGUGUCGGGGUGA
Messenger RNA from Dichotomopilus funicola, 1788 nucleotides. RefSeq lists its product as uncharacterized. Bases 1 to 1788 code for a protein of 595 amino acids. NCBI's taxonomy places the organism in Eukaryota, Fungi, Ascomycota, Sordariomycetes, Sordariales, Chaetomiaceae. The transcript has 2 exons. The record is from RefSeq and is a predicted model, not a curated record.